UUUAUGUCUUUAUUUGGAUUUUGCUUUUUUUAUAUUAUAUUUUCAUUAGCAUAUAUGUGUAGACCAUUCUCUGCAACAACUUGGGUAGUAACUGGUGGAAAUAUUUCAUAUAGUGGAGAAGUAGUGAAUAAUGGAAGUAUUAGCCCUGUUGAUAUGGUAUCUUUUGUCAAAAUGGAGGAAGCUCCAAUAAUGGAUAGUGGACUUUUUGGAUUUUCUUUACAUUCUCCAUUUUAUGAACAUCCUAGAUGUCAUCUUUGGCAUUAUACUGUUUUUGGAAUUCAGGGAUAUAUUCGUAUGGUUUGUGAACCUUUAACUAUUGCAAUUGUUCUCUUCCAAUUAGCUGGAGAACUUUGGGAUAUAUACAGUAUUGGACAUGUUCGAUGGUGGCAAAUUUUAAUAACAUUUCCAACAAAAAUUUUUUACAAAAUGUCAUUACUUUUAAUUAUUGGUGUCGUUCCCAUAAGAUUUGCUUGUGGAUUAGGCGAUUUUAUGCUCUUUUUGGAUAAUAUGUUUUCAAUUUCUGCUGUCGUUUUAAUUUCUCUUCAUUUUUUGGUUUUUUUUUUAUUUAAAUAUUUUUGGUAUCUGGUUGAUUAUCGCUUCCUCAUUCUCCUUUCCUUUUUUGCGUAAUAUUUGAGAGUUCGUCACUCCACAACGAAGCACCUCCAUAGAAACACAAAGCUUUUCUAGCGUAAACUUAAUAU
Meloidogyne enterolobii is the source of this 701-nucleotide messenger RNA. Lineage: Eukaryota; Metazoa; Nematoda; Chromadorea; Rhabditida; Meloidogynidae. The record is from the annotation of a GenBank genome assembly.